Messenger RNA from Durusdinium trenchii, 1778 nucleotides. NCBI's taxonomy places the organism in Eukaryota, Dinophyceae, Suessiales, Symbiodiniaceae. The record is from the annotation of a GenBank genome assembly.
CGCCAAUUCAAUUGCUGCACAGCACGGUCGCAUCGCGAUGUUGAGCCCACGGUCGCAUGAUCCGGAGCAUGCUGGAUCGUCUGCCCUGGGCACCUUGGCAGCCGAGACAGAGCUGAGGCACUUCCUGAAGCUGGCGAGGCCGGAAUGGUCCAAGCCUCGCCGACGUGGGCGCAGCGACGUGGUGCGCGUCCAGGAGAAGCUCAAGGCAGUGGGUGUGACCGACAUCGACACGCUCAUUAAGAUGGUGGAUAAGAACACCAUCAACGAGGAACUCUACAAUCGGGGCUAUGUGCCCCUGAGCCGUGAAGCGCUCGACUCCAUCCGAAAGCGAAAGACCUUCAUGCAGGCGCUGGAGGGGGUGGAUGUGCCCAACAUCCGGCAGGUCGGAUUCUUCGAUCCAGUGGCUCAGAUGCUGUCGCGGCGGCAAUUGCAAGGUCAAGUGGGCCGUCGCUCCACGAAGAAAGGGGAGGAGGGAGGGCGACAGUCUUCCCGGCGCCCCGCCAUUGUGCAGACUGAGUCGUCCAUGGCCGAAGUGCCGGAAGAGAUGACGCCUCCGCCCUGGCCGCGACUGCGGGGUGCGCAGGGUGGGCCGCAUGGGCGGGUGCCCCGGCGGCCCUCGGCAGGCUUGGUGCUGCCUUCGAUGAGCGCUUCAGGUGGGGUGCAACGAUCGCAGAGUGAAACGAUGCCUAGACUCCCAUCCAUGGGUGGAGCAUCUGCUGCCACUUCCAUGGGAAGGCUGGAACGCGGAGACACCUCGGAGCUGCAUGGGGAUCCUUUUUCGCGCAGCACCACCAAGAGAGGCAGCGCCGGGCUUUUCGGCGAUGGUGCUCCGGUGACCAUGAGAACCAUGGAUAGCUGGCUGAGCCCCAGCAUGGAGGAGAUGCUCUCCCUUCAACGCGCUGGGCAACGGAUGCUGGACACUCUUGAGGACUCUCAAUCUUCCGCAGCCAAGUGGAGCCCCAAGAGUCGGAAGACGCCCCUGGAGCAGGGCGAGGAGAUGCUCAUGGAGCAAGAUGCCCUGGACGAACGUGAGCGACUGGUUCGAGUGGUGAAAUCCAAGUCGCAGCCGCCGGACCCCUUCAGGAGUCAUAUCGCCUUCAACAUCAAGCAGCGCUUAGAGGAUUUGGCCAAUGAUGACUCCAAGGAGGGGCUUGCCAUCAACCAGCGAUGCCUGAACAUUCGAAAGCAGCUAGCACCGGGGCCCAGAAAACGGAUGAGUCGUGGUCCCGUUUCGAGCUCCCCAAACCCUGAAAACCCAAAAGUGGCCCACUGAGGGAUGUGGAGGGAAGAGAGUUGAGCUUCCUUGGUGGGGUGUAGGGGGAAGACGGGCGGAAGGACAAAGGGAACCCCUUCCACCUCAAUGCUUUCGCAAUCUUUCUCCCUGUCCAACUCAGAGGUUUUCCAGGAAGACGGAAGUCACUCGCAGCCGAAAAGGUGGUGUUUCUUUUUGCUGUUCAUCCUUCUUCCUUCUCACCCCAAGACCAUUCGGCCAUCCGAGUGUCUGCAGCCCUGUACCCAUAUAAUUCGGCCAAUGGACACAGCUCUUCGGCCAAUGGCCUGGCUUUGCUCCGAGAACUUCCGCCACACAAGGUUCACCUCUUGCUGGAGGAGCCGGUUCUGCCGCGACUCAUCGUGGAGUCCCAUGGCCUCUUCUCUGAGCAACUGCACGGGGAUUAUUUAUGAGGCACGAGCCCGUUUUUUGACGCUGCACGCGCGGAGUGCGCAAUCGCUCAAGAUGCGAGAAUUGACUGACCAGUGGCACUACUGGAGCUACAUGG